This is a messenger RNA of Ostreococcus tauri, 834 nucleotides long. The record is from the annotation of a RefSeq genome assembly. Lineage: Eukaryota; Viridiplantae; Chlorophyta; Mamiellophyceae; Mamiellales; Bathycoccaceae.
AUGGCUCUUCGUUUUUAUAAAGCAUAUACUCCGGGAACACGUAACCGUUCUGUAGCGGAUUGUAGUGGAUUAACAAAGACUCGUCCCGAAAAGUCUUUAACACGUUCAAUGCACCGUGCAAAAGGUCGUAACAACCGUGGAGUAAUUACUUGUCGUCACCGUGGUGGUGGGCACAAACGUUUAUACCGUCAAAUUGAUUUCCGUCGUAACAAAUAUGAUAUGGCGGCAACAGUUAAAACCAUUGAGUAUGAUCCAAACCGUAAUGCUCGUAUUGCACUUGUCGAAUAUCAAGAUGGUGAGAAACGCUAUAUUUUACAUCCGAAUGGAUUAGAAAUUGGUGAUUCUAUCAUCGCAAGUGAAACAGCAGUAAACGCAGUAGGAAACUCAUUACCUUUAAUGGCAAUGCCAUUAGGUGUCCAAGUACACAAUAUUGAGAUGCACCCAAAGAAAGGGGGUCAGCUUGUUCGUUCUGCUGGUGCAGUGGCACAACUUGUUGCAAAAGAAGGAGAGUAUGUAACUCUUCGUCUUCCUUCUGGUGAAGUGCGACUUAUUUCAAACAAAUGUUGGGCUACAAUCGGACAAGUAGGAAACAUGGAGGCUAUGAACCUUUCUCUUGGAAAGGCUGGUCGUUCACGUUGGCUUGGUCGUCGUCCAACAGUUCGUGGUAGUGUUAUGAACGCUGUAGAUCACCCACACGGUGGAGGAGAAGGUCGUUGUCCAGUUGGUCACGCACAACCUCGUACGCCAUGGGGGAAACCUGCUCUUGGUGUUAAAACACGUACACGUAAAAAGUACAGUGAUACCCUUAUUCUUCGUCGAAGAAAAGUUUCAUAA